Messenger RNA from Carica papaya (papaya), 987 nucleotides. The record is from RefSeq and is a predicted model, not a curated record. Lineage: Eukaryota; Viridiplantae; Streptophyta; Magnoliopsida; Brassicales; Caricaceae.
GUUCACAUUGUGUACAUGGGAGAGCUUCCUAAGGGAGAUUUCUCUGUUGCAUCCACCCACCAUUCCAUGCUUAAAACUGUUCUUGGGAGUAAAUCAUCAGUCAAGGACUCAUUAAUCUAUAGUUACGGGAGGAGCUUCAAUGGAUUUGCAGCAAACUUAACAGAUGAAGAAGUUGAGAGUUUCUCGGACAUGGAAGGUGUAGUCUCUGUGAUUCCAAACCACAUACUAAAACUUCACACCACAAGGUCAUGGGACUUCAUGGGUAUUAGUAAAGACACUGUUGGUCCACCCAAAGAAGGAAACGUCAUUGUUGGGCUUCUAGAUACAGGAAUCUGGCCAGAAUCUGAAAGCUUUAACGAUGAUGGUUUUACUGCUCCGCCAGCCAAGUGGAAAGGAAAAUGCACAGGUGCCAACUUCACCUGCAACAACAAGCUUAUUGGAGCCCGCUAUUACAACAGCGAGAACUUGUAUUUCCCCGGGGACUUCAAAUCUCCAAGAGACUCUGAAGGCCACGGAACUCAUACUUCGUCAACUGCAGCAGGGCGUGAAGUGGCGGGAGCAAGCUACUUAGGGUUAGCUAAUGGGACUGCCAGAGGAGGAGCCCCUUAUGCAAGAAUUGCCAUGUACAAGGUCUGCUGGGCAUUUGGAUGCUCUUCUGCAGAUAUUCUUGCAGCAUUUGAUGAUGCAAUAGCUGAUGGUGUUGAUAUUCUAUCAGUCUCCCUCGGUUUUCCUUGGCCAAUACCCUACUUAGAAGAUCCUAUUGCCAUCGGUGCCUUCCAUGCUAUGAGAAAGGGUAUAUUGACCUCAAACUCCGCUGGAAAUUCCGGGCCCUGGCCUGCAACAGUUUCUAACUAUGCACCUUGGACACUGACUGUUGCUGCUAGCACCAUUGAUAGAAAAUUCAUCGCUCAAGUAGCGCUUGGAAAUGGAAAAGUUUACAAUGUGAGUGAAUAUUCAUCACUCCCACCAAAUUCUCAUUUCAAAUAA